AUGGCGGACUUGCAGCGCACGGCGAUAACCAGCGAGCGAGCUCCACAACCCCUCGGCGCCUAUUCAGUCGGAAUGUCGGUAAACGCGGGCCGCCUGCUCUACGUGGCUGGGCAGGUCGGAGUGGACACAGGCGGGACACUGGUAGGACCGGGAGACGCGGCGGCACAGACCCGCCAGGUGUUGGAAAAUAUAGGCCACAUCCUGGAGGCCGCCGGUGCCCACUUUAGCAACGUGGUUGAGUUCACCACAUACGUAGUGGGACGCAGUUCGGUGCAGGGAUUCAUCGAUGGCCGAAACCAGGUCUUCCCACAGAUUUUCCCCAACGGCGAUUACCCGCCCAACACCCUCCUUGUGGUCGAUGGCUUGGUCCGCGAGGAGUUCCUCGUCGAAAUCAAAGCCGUGGCCGCCCUCCCGUAA
This is a messenger RNA of Geodia barretti, 417 nucleotides long. Lineage: Eukaryota; Metazoa; Porifera; Demospongiae; Tetractinellida; Geodiidae. The record is from the annotation of a GenBank genome assembly.